Molecule: messenger RNA, 2250 nt
Organism: Osmerus eperlanus (European smelt)
Lineage: Eukaryota; Metazoa; Chordata; Actinopteri; Osmeriformes; Osmeridae
Gene: slc6a11b
Product: solute carrier family 6 member 11b
Exons: 15
Coding region: 282-2120 (612 amino acids)
Biological process (GO): sodium ion transmembrane transport
Cellular component (GO): plasma membrane
Molecular function (GO): gamma-aminobutyric acid:sodium:chloride symporter activity
Source: RefSeq, a predicted model, not a curated record
AUGAGAGGCGGUUGUGAUCAGAUUGCGGAGACUGUGACAGGGCAGUCAGUUGCAUGUUAUCUAUUGCCUUGUGCGAGAUAGCAUCACCUCCUCUGGGAGCUUCCUUUAUAUAGCGAGAGACAAACAAAACAACCACAUUCAACGGCGAAUAGAAUUGUCUUUUUUUCUUCUCUCGCGCCGGGUUAGGCUUAAUCAUCCCUUGUCUUGUAAAGCCAAGUGCGGAUAAUCAUCGCGUGAGCCAAACAGGUUUACAGUACAACCACAUUGGCUGUUAAAACGUCAUGACAGCCGAAAAGACAAUUCCCAUUAUAAAUGGAAAACCGGAGGACGCCCUGGAUCCAGAGGCUUCCGCCGUGGUGAGCAACAAGUCGGAGGUGAACGAGAGAGGUCACUGGAAUAACAAGAUCGAGUUUUUCCUGUCUGUCGCUGGAGAGAUCAUUGGACUUGGAAAUGUGUGGAGGUUUCCCUACCUGUGUUAUAAAAAUGGAGGAGGUGCUUUCUUCGUGCCCUAUGUCAUCUUCUUCGUGUGCUGUGGCAUUCCCGUGUUCUUCUUGGAGACGGCGCUGGGUCAGUUCACCAGCGAAGGAGGCAUCACAUGCUGGAGGAAAGUGUGUCCACUUUUUGAGGGUAUUGGAUACGCAACUCAAGUCAUUGAAGCACAUCUAAAUGUGUAUUAUGUGGUCAUAUUGGCGUGGGCUAUCUUCUACCUUUUCAACUGCUUUACAACCGAGCUGCCUUGGGCAGCAUGUGGCCAUGAGUGGAACACAGAAAACUGUGUUGAUUUCCAUGGAGCAAAUAGCACCAACUUCACCAACCCCAAUGCUACAUCACCAGUGAUUGAGUUCUGGGAGCGCAGAGUUCUCAACAUAUCUAGUGGGAUUGAGCACAUUGGGAAGUUGCGCUGGGAACUUGCCCUAUGCCUGGCUCUGGCCUGGUUUAUAUGCUACUUCUGCAUAUGGAAAGGCCCAAAAUCAACAGGAAAGGUGGUGUACGUGACCGCUACCUUCCCCUACGCCAUGCUGCUCAUCCUGCUCAUCCGAGGGGUGACGCUGCCAGGCGCGUCCGAAGGGAUCAAGUUCUACCUCUACCCCGACAUCUCCCGCCUCUCCGACCCCCAGGUCUGGGUGGAUGCCGGGACCCAGAUCUUCUUCUCCUAUGCCAUCUGUCUGGGCUGUCUGACUGCCCUGGGGAGCUACAACGCCUACAACAACAACUGCUACCGGGACUGUUUGAUGCUGUGCUGUCUGAACAGCGGGACCAGCUUCGUGGCCGGCUUUGCCAUCUUCUCUGUCCUGGGCUUCAUGGCCUAUGAACAGGGGGUGCCCAUUGAGGCGGUGGCAGAAUCGGGCCCAGGCCUGGCCUUCAUAGCCUAUCCUAAGGCUGUGACCAUGAUGCCGUUGUCUCCUCUGUGGGCCUGUCUCUUCUUCAUGAUGCUUAUCUUCCUGGGCCUGGACAGCCAGUUUGUGUGCGUGGAGAGCCUGGUGACUGCGGUCGUGGACAUGUACCCCGAAACCUUCAGGAGGGGCUACCGCCGAGAGCUGCUCAUCCUGGGCAUGUCUAUCGCUUCCUUCUUCGUCGGACUCAUCAUGCUUACAGAGGGUGGUAUGUAUGUCUUCCAGCUGUUUGACUCCUACGCGGCCAGCGGGAUGUGCUUGCUGUUUGUGGCCAUCUUUGAGUGCAUAUGUAUUGGCUGGGUCUACGGAAGUGACAGGUUCUACAUGAACAUUGAGGAUAUGAUUGGCUACAAGCCUGUGUUCUUCAUUAAGUGGUGCUGGAUGAUUCUGACCCCAGGCAUCUGUGCUGCGACCUUCCUCUUCUUCCUGAUCAAGUACAAGCCCCUGAAGUACAACAACGUGUACACCUACCCAGACUGGGGCUACGGUAUCGGGUGGAUGAUGGCCAUGUCAUCCAUGGUCUGCAUCCCACUGGGCAUCAUCGUGCAGGUCUGGAAGACCGAAGGCACCUUCACUGAGAGGAUAAAGAAGCUGACCACCCCCAGCCCUGACCUGAAGAUGCGAGGCAAGCUAGCAGGAGUCACCAGCCCCUACGCCAUCAACGACGCAAAACUGAAGGCUGAUGGGAAGAUAUCAACCGUCACGGAAAAGGAGACACAUUUUUAAUCAGGCACUGAGCGAGCCGUCACGGUCUACAAACCACCACCACAAAAUGGAAGAUAAAUGACUCCAGUGUUUCUUGUAAAAAAAAGGAAAAGCUAUCACCUGAUUGUAGUGUUGCUUUGGUUUGCACAAA